AAGGGAGUCUACGGCAGCCUGGGUGUGUCCUUGCCCCUCUUCAGGAAGAGAAGACAGACCUGAGGUCCUUGCUGUGCUCUCAGAAGCCCGCCUGGAGUUCUCACCCAGAGCCUUCUGAAGAUGGAGCGGUCUACCCAGGAGCUGUUUCUCAACUUCACAGUCGUCCUUAUCACAGUUCUGCUUAUGUGGCUCCUUGUGAGAUCCUACCAAUACUGAGGGGCCAUGCCGCUCUCCUGGGAGUGACUGCCGUGGGCCCUGAGCUUGCACUGCCGCUGUCACAGUGGGAUGCCGUUCUUGGCUCC
Acomys russatus (golden spiny mouse) is the source of this 302-nucleotide messenger RNA. It is a transcript of the gene Sln, whose product is annotated as sarcolipin. The transcript is spliced from 2 exons. Bases 121 to 216 code for a protein of 31 amino acids. The record is from RefSeq and is a predicted model, not a curated record. NCBI's taxonomy places the organism in Eukaryota, Metazoa, Chordata, Mammalia, Rodentia, Muridae. Gene Ontology annotation, molecular function: enzyme regulator activity. Gene Ontology annotation, cellular component: membrane.